AUGAAUGAAAGGAUACUAAAAAGUAUUUGGAAGUGUGAGUCAUCAUGUCUAUUAAGCAAAAAUAAUUUUAACGCAAGUUUGGUUUCCACAUUUAAAAUAUCACGAUGUAGCACUUUACUUCGGGAGGGUAAGAAGAAGUUGGUGGCACUUGGCGAUAAGAAUCAGCAUGUCGUAGUACACGCAAGUAAGGAAAGGAAUUAUCGCCACCGGGAGAAGAACCAACUUUUGGAUGAUGGAGCAGAGGAUGUCUGCGCCGGGAGCGCACACAAUAAUAGGGGAGGGAGCCGGAGUGGUGAAGACCCGCAGUUACAAGGGACACACUACACCUUCCGCUUUGACAAGGGUGCCUCGAUACUCCGCGGUGGGAGAAACAGGGAUUUCUGGAAGAAACCACCUGUGAGUUUGUAUUCAACCGUGACAGGGAGGAAAGAUGAACGCGAGGGAGGAGAAUCAGGAAAAAAGGAUGCUGAUGCAGGUGAGGUUUCGCAUAAAAAUAGUGAAUCACUUGGGAAGGGCGAACCCGAACCCCCCAUGUGUAAGAAGAAGCUACGUGAUGAAAAAGACAAUCAAUUGGGUUGCAAAGGGGUGGAUGAUAAUGGCGACACGAUGCAGAACGAAAGGGGAGAAAAACCUUCAGAUGACCAUAACAGUGAUUUGCAGAGGAGUGACUGCUCCCAAAGUAGGAGUGACGAGGGAAAAGACGAACUAAACGAAAAGCUAAGAAAAAAAAACGAAUUAAAAAAAGUGUUAAACAUAAUAUUUUGCUCAUCCAUUCCCAUGAUUGGAUUCGGGUUCAUGGAUCAGUUUAUAAUGAUUCGUUUGGGAGAUAUUUUCGAUGCAUCUAUCGGAGUGUCCUUCGGAAUAUCGACUCUGUGUGCAGCUUCCUUUGGCCAACUCUGCAGUGACACGUUUGGAAUAUUUUUUGGUUACUUCUUAAAUUAUUUAUUACAAACUUAUAAAGUUAUCCAACCAACCAAAUACGACGUAAAAAAUAAAGUGUAUCAACAUUGCACCUUAGUGGGAUCUGUGUUUGGGAUUCUACUAGGUUGCGCCCUUGGUAUGUUACAACUCAUUUUCAUAGACACAACAAAGAGUGAAAGAUUGAAAAAAAAAAAGGAACUAGAUUUUAUAUUUCAAAUGGUUAUGUGUGAUUGUUCCAAUAUUUUAAACUGCGAAGCAUCCACACUGUUUCUCUACGAUAAAGCGAAAAAUGAAUUAUGGAGCAAAGCCAUACAUGGAAGAAAAAAUAUCAUAAAAAUAUCAGCCAAUAGCAAUGAAAAAAGUUUCAACCUCUGGGUUCUUCGAAACAAAGAAAUAAUUAACUGCAAAGAUGUCGUAAAUAAUGAAUUGUAUAACCCUGCACAUGAUGAAAAAUUUAAUUUCAAAACCAGAACCAUUUUAGCGGCACCCAUCUUAGAUCGAAAUAAUGAAGUUGUCGGUGUUCUUAUGUUCCUUAACAAGCUAAGAUCCCAUGGUGGAUACUUCACUCGGAAUGAUGAAAAGCUAGCCGAGAUGAUGAGCAAACAUAUUUCCAUAUUUAUGGAAAAAUUCAAUUAUAUCAGUGAGGGCGAUAAAAAAAUGAUCAUCUUCGAUAAGGAAAAGAAUAUAUCCCGCGAGGGGGAGGAAGAAGAGGAAGAGGAGGAAAAUGAUCCACCUGUACCCAACAACAGUUUGAACCACAAUCAAGCCGAAGGUGAACUGACCAGAGAACACACACAUGAGGGAAAUCAAGCGCAAAUCAAACAACAUCCACUUAAAGAACGGAAAAGAAAAAGACCCCCCAAAAAGAAUUUAACCUAUCAAAUUUCGCAAAUAGAUGAAGAUGAUAAAAUAUUCGAUGAAGGAAGUGAGAACGCAAACAUAAAGCAGUUUGAUGAGUACUAUGAGGGGAAGACGGAGGAUGAGGAGGAGCAGGACGAUGUGUACGACGAGGAGGAAGAUGACGACGAUGAAGAGGAGGUGGAUAACCCUGCACACCAGGGGUCGGAAGAGGGUUGUAAAGCAACCCAGCCUAGUGAGGGGUCCAUCGAAAAGGAGCAGACUGACAAAGUGGACGAGAAAUCGCGUGAAAUAAUAAACCUGUUGUCCACUUCAAAAAUGGAGGAGAAGAAAAAUGAGCAACCAGUUAACCAUUUCUUAGUGGAAGAUCAUUCUAACCAUAGAAAGGAUCAUCUUAAUCCGAGGAAAAAUAUCUCAAAGGAGUACCAAUCAGAUCCAGUGGAUUGCAAGGUGGAAAUGAUUAAGGGGGGGAACGACCAACAUGAAACACACAAACUGACCAUUUUGAACAUAGACAAGAAGUUAACAGACCACGAGAAAAAGAAGAUUCCCUCUUCGUUCGUAGAUUUCAACUCAGGGUGGUCUCUUCCCGUAUCGUCCCAUCCGCCCACUAUUGUAGGAAGGAUUACUAGUGACAAACUCCCCGAUGAGCGUAAGAGGAACAGUGACGUCUAUCCCCAUCCACCCAUCCACCGCAGCGACGAAAUCGAUCGCACCAAGGAAGGAGAAAAGGAACCCACCAAUUUUGACACACUAUCCAUUUUCCCCAAUGUAGAAAUUUUUUUUAAAAGUUACCAAAAGGGUAAGUAUAAUUUUUACGAAAAAAAUUUUGAGGAAAAUAUUAAUUUGGGAAAUAGGUGGAAGAAGCUUAGUAGAACUUCCUUACGUACCAUGUUGAGUGAUGGCAUUUGUGCAGAGGGAGAAGGCACCGUUGGUGGAUCAAAUUCGGAAGUUAGGUAUCCCCAUGUUGAACUGGGAAACCAUUACCGUAAGGGUGAUGCAGGUGGCCAUCUGACCGAUGGGUCGUCUUCUUACAAUAGUGGUGUUACUUCAGAUUACACAUACUACUACGACAUCGAACACACGAGCGAUUACGGAAAUUUGUACGUGAAGGACUUCGCCAAUGGAGUGACGGCGAACUCUGCAUUUGAAAAUGAGCGAAAGAAGGAACAAAAGGAUUCCAUUGAAAGUUACCACCGCGGAUACAACAGCGCCAUUCUGAGCGAAACAUUGUGUAGGAACUCGUCCCUCUCCGUGGCAAGCGGAAUCAAGGAAGAAUCUUUCAGAAGACACAAGCAGAAUUACGUUCACGCCAAGGAGGUCUUAUUAAAGAAAGUAGCACUUCUAGAAGGAGCGGGAAAAAUGUAUAGUUCGAGUGCAUACAACUCAGAAAAGUACUUUUCACACAUCCACUUUGCGAAAAUUUUUAACAUGGUUUCUGAGAAAAAAAUGAAUAUAAAAAAUUUCAAAAUUUUAAAAAAUAUCUACAAGUAUAAUUUAAGUAAAAUUUUUAGUAAUCAUUACAAAUAUAUAAUUGUGAAAAAAAAAAAAAAAUUACGAAAAUUUUGUUACACACUUAAACAUUUUGACAUUUGCAAAGUGGACCAUUUCUGGUUUAACAUAUAUUGCCAAAAUGAAUUGAAAAAAAUAUUCUUUCGAAAUUUACACUUUAUAAUUGACUUACAUAAUACACGCAUUGUAGAUUUUAAGCUCAUCAACAAUUAUAUCCUUCAUAAGAUUUACGAAAAUACAACUGUCAGUCGUCUCGCACCAAGCACAUGUUACAAUAUUAAAAUAAUUGAUUUUUUCUUCAGAGAAAAUUUGUACCUUUUAAAUAAAAGCACCAUGAAUGACAUUAUUUACAAGUAUAUAAUUUUUUACUACUGCAGAAAAAAGCUGAGGAAAAAAAACUUUAACUAUUACAAUUACCAGGAUAUGUACAUUGCGGAAAACUUCUUCGGUCAAAAUACUCACACCAAGAAGGUCCCCAAAAUUCUGGAUGAGGAUUUGGGGAAGAAGAGCGCAAUAAUCACGGUGGACAGAUAA
This is a messenger RNA of Plasmodium knowlesi strain H, 3825 nucleotides long. RefSeq names its product GAF domain-related protein, putative. Gene Ontology annotation, cellular component: mitochondrion. Lineage: Eukaryota; Apicomplexa; Aconoidasida; Haemosporida; Plasmodiidae. The coding region runs from base 1 to 3825 and encodes 1274 amino acids. Gene Ontology annotation, molecular function: protein binding. The record is from RefSeq and is a predicted model, not a curated record. The transcript has a single exon.